This is a messenger RNA of Schistocerca americana (American grasshopper), 2815 nucleotides long. Its product is annotated as lathosterol oxidase-like. Bases 1 to 1308 code for a protein of 435 amino acids. Gene Ontology annotation, biological process: sterol biosynthetic process. NCBI's taxonomy places the organism in Eukaryota, Metazoa, Arthropoda, Insecta, Orthoptera, Acrididae. Gene Ontology annotation, molecular function: C-4 methylsterol oxidase activity; iron ion binding. The record is from RefSeq and is a predicted model, not a curated record. The transcript has 6 exons.
AUGGGGGCGAGCAAGAGGAGCCGCGGCGUCGCCAACGGGGCAGCCAAGGGAGUGUCCAACGGGACAGCCAAGGGAGUGUCCAACGGGACAGCCAAGGGAGUGUCCAAUGGGGCAGCGAAGACCGUGGCCGUCGAGAAUGCCGCCGACCAGCCCCGCAAGUUUUUCGACCCCAUGGCCGUCACCUGGAUGGAGAAGUACAACGCGCCCAUGGAGAAGAUCUGGAGCCGCCUUCCAUCCUUCGUCCGCUCCACCAUCGUCACGCUCGCCGUAUUUAUCCUCGGAGCCACAAUGAGAGGUGAGUGGCUGCUGACGGCCGUGCACACGGCGCGCUACCUGGGCUGGGAGCUGGGCGACCGCUCCGAGGGCUGGGACUUCUCGUGGCAGAACCUCAGCUUGGAGGCGCUGCGCCUCAAGAACCUUCGCGUCUACUGGCUGGUUGCCUCAUUCGUCUCCUACUUCAUGUACUUCAGCAUUGGCGGUUUCCUGCACUGGUACUUCUACGUGCGGCAGCGCGACCGCCCCGAGGAGUGGAAGUGCCAGCCCACCAAGUUCCUGUCGCCGGAGCUGGAGCGCCACGAGAUCCUCGUGGGCUCCUUCAGCCUGUUCAUCACCAGCUCCUUCACGGCCACGCUCGCCUGCUACAUCAGUAACGGCGGCUGGAGCAGAGUCUACUACGAGUUCGACGAAUACGGCUGGACCUGGUGGUUCCUGCAGUGGGCGGUUAUAUUCAUCUACCAGGACUACGCGACCUACUGGCUGCACCGCAUCUACCACACGCCGUUCCUUUACAAGCAUUUCCACAAGCUGCACCACAAGUACAAGCAACCGACGGCCUUCUCCGUGACAGCCAUCCACCCAGUGGAGAUCAUGCACAUCCAGAUUACGCUGUGUCUGCCGCUCUUCGUCAUCCCCUGCCACUUCGUCCCCUUCUGUGGCGUGGCGCUCUACACGUACUACCACGGCAUAAUCGAUCACUCUGGCAUCAACUUCAAGGCAUACUGGUGGCAGCCCUGGCAGCCAGACGCUAUCUUCCACGACAACCACCACCAGUACUUCCACGUCAACUUUGCCUUCAACAUAUACAUUUGGGACAAGCUGCACGGAACGUACCGGCAGAAGGACCGGCUGUACACGGAAGACACGUUCUACGGCCGUGGCAAGGCGCUGUCGGAGGCUACAGAAGAAGAGCGCCAGCAGGACCUCACUGAGCGGCUGUCUGAGAACCCGCGCGCCUACCGUAGUGGCACCCUCGAGUACAAGCUGGAAGGGGCCGAAGCCGCGACUCGCAAGCGGGCGGCCGCCCACUGACAACCGCGCAUGCGCCGUUGAAGUCUUCUCAGCCACGCUGCUUUCUGCUGCCUUGCUGGUCACAGCUAGGUCGUGGAACCUGUGGAUAUUUAAGUAAAUGCAGGGUCGUUGUGUAUAUUCAUAAUUACGGAUGUCGGAAUACCAAUAAAUACUCUUUUCGUGACUCUUCUUUUUUACUUCUUUUUCUGAUACAGAACAACUACAGAAGUAAGGUCGAAUUCUGCGCAGACGAAUAACGUCUUCAAAAUCAAGCACAGGCAUCUGUUUUAUUCCGGCCAAAUUUUCUGCAGAAUUCGACAGGCUUUUACUAACACAGUAGUAAGAUUUUGAUACCUUUCAGAAAAAUUAUAACUUAAAGCUAGACCGAAACCAUGCACUGUAGUAUAGCUACGAUGAGAAGUUUCUGUUCUUCCGUUUGCUUCAGGACUUAACUAAUCCUUCCUUGGCAAUUUUUCUUUCUCGUGCCUCUUCAGAAACUAUCAGUCUUUCUCCUUUGCGUCUUUCUUCUUACAGUACUCACUUUGUUUUCACAUCCAUCCACAACAGUCAUUAAAUUACUCUGAAUAAUUUUAUUCAUAUCCCUUUAAAAAAAGGAUGGGAAAACAUCCUUCCACAAUUCCAGCGCUCCAAGUGAUUACAUUUCAUUGCUCUUCCUUUUCUAUUCACAGAAUCUGUGUAUUUCCCUCCUUCUCCUAAGCUUUCUUUCAUUGCUCCGAUAUUUUUCGUUUCCAACCAUUAUUCAGUAAGGUUUUUAUCUCUCGUAAUUACUUAAUCGUUCUUUUUGUUCAUAGAGUGUAUUACCCAUCUUAAUGUAAAUAAUCUGAUAUAAUAAAUUUACAGAUAUGUUGUAUAUGGUGUUGCAUUCAUAAAGCAUAUAUAGUAACAUAUGGUGUGUAUAGAAAUUAAAACAUCUGAUAAUCAAGUAUUGAGGUCAAAAGCAGUCAUUGCCAUUAAAUUAAUCCUGUGUCAACAAUGUUCAAUCGUUAGUGACAUUGGAGGAUAAGGAUAAAUAUUUUGUCACUUUCAUGUGAAGGGCUUAUUUCAAUAGUGGUGCAAGUCCAUUUUUGUUCAUAUUGAGAUACAGAGACCUAAACUUAAAUGAGCGUUGCAAAAUCUGCAGUUGCUAGAGAUAAACCUUUCUUUCUGUUUGUUUGGAUCAUUAAUUUCAGAAGCAUUAUAGACAGAAAAGUGGAGGUAAUGGACUUGUACCACCAUUGCAAUAAGCUCUUCAUCUGUUUCGCACCGUCAGUACUGUACCCAGAGAUUUCAUUCUCUUUGCGUAUUUCAGUAGCAACGCAAUGCAAGUAUUGUAUUAAGUGCCAAUUUAUGUGACACAGAAUUUGGUUUCACAAAACUGAUUCCGUUUUUACUCAUUAUCACGGUAUAUUAUGUACGCUAAUUCAACUGUAACGUAUUAAAACGUCACCAGAUUUAAAAACGACUACAAUGCUGUAGAAUAUUGGUUUACCAACGAUAUAAAUAAAGAAUAAUUACUUUUAAUGUCAAA